GUCUCGAAAUUGUUUCCUCUAGAUUUUUCUCUUUACAAAAUGCCAAAGAGGCGGAAGACAGUCGACGAAGAUGAGGCGCAAGUUGAUCAAGGAGAAGAGGAACUUGCACCCAAGAAGAGUCGUUCUAGUCUAGGGAAAUCCGAAAAUGGUACUCCGAUAAAGACCAAUUCUUCGAAAAGACGCUCUCUACAUAGCCAGAUCGUAGCAGAUGAAGACGAAGCCUCUGAGUCUAGAGAAGACAUCGAAGCCGCCGAGGAGACGAAUGAUCUCUCAGAGGGCGAUGAGCUCGCAGAGGAAGAAGUUCAGGUCACACCCAGCAAUCAUACUACUAGCCCGCAUCGACGGAACGGAAACCAUCCAAUUUCAAGGACGCCCUCGAAAGGCUUGCUUAACAAGAAGCUAUUCUCGACUCCAACGAAGAAUACGGAUACAACGGAUGUCAAUGAUACUCCACGUAUCACAAGAAACGCCGACCGAUCUGCCAGGAAGAAGAGUACGAGAAAUCUAAUCGAGAGGACAAUUCUGGGUAAUACUAGUGAGAAUGAUGAGGAAGAAGAUGAAUUGGCAGGACAUAUAUAUGGCUCAGAUGAUGAGGACGAUCUUGGAGAAGACGCAGACGGGUUACCCGAUGACUCCAAUGCUCCUGCUACUCCAUCGAAACGUGGAAGGGCCAAAGGUUCUAAGAAUCGACGCCGCUCACCCACACCACCUGAAAAUCUAGCACCCCACGAGAAGUACUUCAUCCACAAUCGAGGUGGUCGCGCCAAAACCUCCAAUAAUAAUUUGUCCUCUCUAGCAUUACUCGACCAUGAAGAGUAUUUCGGCCUUGCCCGCGAUAUGAAAGAUUCACAUGCAGAUAGGAUCAAGUUUCUUGAAGAAUUACAUGCAGAAGAUUUCAAACAAUGGCAAUUUGAGUUGAGCCAAAACUUCAAUAUCUGUGUAUAUGGCUGGGGAUCUAAAAAGUCUCUACUCAUGCAAUUUGCAGACCGCACUUACAACUCUCAGGCGGAUCAUUCCAAGUCAAAAAUAAUAGUUGUCAAUGGCUAUGUCCACAAUCUUACUGUCAAGGAUGUCCUCAAUACGGUUGCACUAGCAGUAGCUGAGCGCGGUACCAAGCUUGGCGCUCAACCAGCAGAGAUGCUCGAAAAUCUUAUUGCACUACUUGAAGAUGACAAAGAUCAACGAAUCACUUUGAUCAUACAUUCAAUUGAUCGUCCACCACUUCGAAAAUCUGCAACUCAGACAGUACUUUCACGUCUAAGCGCUCAUCCCCAAGUCCAAAUGGUAGCCUCCGCGGACCAUCCUUCCUUUCCUCUGCUAUGGGACAGCUCUCUCCGGUCCACGUACAAUUUCCUCUUUCAUGAUUGUACAACGUUCAAACCUUACACGAACGAGAUUGAUGUCGUCGAUGAGGUUCACGAGCUUCUCGGAAGGAGUGGACGACGAGUCGGUGGAAAGGAGGGAGUAAGCUUCGUUCUUAAGAGCUUACCAGAAAAUGCAAAGAACCUCUUUAGAGUUUUGAUCGGGGAGCAGCUGGCAGCUAUGGAAGGUGGCUCUGGGGCUGCUGCCGAUGGUGACGAAGACGACGAUUAUGAGAAACAACCGACCAAAUUUAGGAACAAUGAUGCCGGUGUCGAAUAUCGGGUUCUGUACAAGAAAGUGGUUGAGGAAUUCAUUUGCAGCAACGACAUGGCUUUCAGGACGUUGCUCAAGGAAUUUCACGACCAUCAAAUGAUACAGAGUAGAAAGGACGCACUAGGCACAGAGAUGCUUUGGGUCCCAUUUCGAAAGGAGGAGUUGGAGACUAUUUUGGAGGAUAUCAUGUCCUAAGUGGCUGAUGGAAUUCUCCUGGUGCAUUGUAAAAAUGUUUUAUUUUUCAUGAGCGAGGCGCUGGAGGCUGCGUAGGCAUCUAGGCAUUUCCGACACAUAGAUAUCGAUGACUUUAGAACUACACACGGACACAG
Molecule: messenger RNA, 1964 nt
Organism: Mollisia scopiformis
Lineage: Eukaryota; Fungi; Ascomycota; Leotiomycetes; Helotiales; Mollisiaceae
Product: ORC2-domain-containing protein
Exons: 3
Coding region: 40-1830 (596 amino acids)
Biological process (GO): DNA replication
Cellular component (GO): nucleus; nuclear origin of replication recognition complex
Molecular function (GO): DNA replication origin binding
Source: RefSeq, a predicted model, not a curated record